GGGAGCGUAUUACCUUGGGAUAUGGAUACUUUGUGGAGUUAUCGGGAAUGGAAAUGGAAGUGAAAUGGAAAUGAUACCAUUAUUUUCUGCACAUAGUAAGCAGCAAAGUUUCAUAAAAGCAAGUUAAGCUCACGGUCUAUUUAUAUUAUUUAUCAUGGCCUCUCAAAUGCUUCUUAGGUGCAAAAUCGCUAGUCAAGAUCAUAUCAGAGCUUGUGCAUUGGUGCCUCUAUGAAACUGUGAAUAGUUUACUGAUAAUGAAUACAGAGACUCAGUGAUGAAUCAAGAUUGUGUGGUACCAACGAUUUCUACUUGUCUGAAUUUUGCACAACACAAACUACAAAUGGAUUUAGUCAAUAUCCAGGAGUUGAACAUUCACUACCACAGUUGCUAAAUUCUAUUGACCUUCAGGAACGAUAGAUGUUGAUUUUACAUUUUACAGGACUUGGCAUAUUCUGGUACAGUGAUCUCAAAAACAAUACGAUCGGGUUUCCGCCCGACUCGAUGUCGUUCUUAUAAGUACGGCCAUGUUUGUUCCUUCUUCUUUCAGUUUUAUGACUCUUUCUAUCUAUUACCACCACAUCAUCUGAAUGAGAAUAUCUCUUUUAAAGAUCGAACCACUUUAUGAAUCACCUGAAUCACGGUGAAUCUCAAAAAUCAAAAUGGACCAAUGGCUCCGACCUGUCUUUACAAGGACAAGAACACCAGUUCAAUCCACCCCAAAUGAUCGUUCCGAAGAUCCUCAUGAAGCUGAAGAAACCAUGAAAUCAAUCCGCCCCGCUUCACGCGUAUCCUCUUAUAUGGGAUUUCGCUCUUCCAGUACGGCAAAUCUACAUACUUCUGAUACCUUUACAUUUCAACAUGUCAAUAUUCCCGAAAAUGUAUAUCAUAAACCGUCUGGAAGUCAGAUGGCGGAGACAUUAAAAGUGGUUAUGAUGACGAGGAAUUUAAUGGAGCCAGUGCCUGUGGAAUAUAAUACGUGUAUCGUACAUGUUUUGGAGGCGUAUAAUGAUUUGGAAGAGGAGUUGGCGAGGAAGGAUGGUGAAAUUGAUGAUAUUAAGGCGAGGCAUACGAAGGAUAUUAGGGAGUUUGAUGUCAUGGCUGAACAGUAUGUUUAUGUUCGAUAGAGUUAGUAGUGAAUGUUGGGUAAGAAGUACUGAUUUUUGUGAUAAUUGUAGAUGGAAGGCGAAAGAAAAAGAUUAUCAAAAGGAAAUGAAGAAUCUGGAAAUUCUUCUCUCGAAAACGGAGGGGGGAAUGGAAAAUGUUACGAUGGCGCGUUCGAAAAGUGUUAUUCAUGGAGCUAGAAGAGCGGCGGACUUUUUUGAGGAUGGGAUGGAGAAGAUAAAACAGAAUUUCGCGCGUUAUAGUUCUGGAAGAUGUUGGUUUUUAUCUUUAAAACAGAUUUUGUAAUGUCCAACUGACAUAUAUAGGCUCUUUGAAUACAACAACUGAAUGGGAAAUAGAUCCCACACAGCAAAGUACCUCGCCACCUGCUCCCGAAACUCCUAGAAGUCCAGGUCGCGCCUCUAGACAGGAAGAAGAUACACAACAGGAAAGAAUAGUAGGAUCGCGACGUAGAGAACAUUCUUCAGUUCAAGACACGGAAAGUUUCUACUCAGCAGUAGACAGCCAACCAGGAUCUCGCUUAACAUCAUUACAACUCGAUGCGUUGGAGCGACAACAUGCUACUGAAGAACUCGGUGUAGCAUUCGACUCUUCAUCCGAAUCAGACGAUACUAGUUCCCGCUCAGCUAUUACAGAAGGUCAAGGUCUUACUCCGAAUGGUACACCAAAACACCCAGAUAUUAAAGAGAAACCACUCCCAGAUAUUCCAGCCAGUGAUCCAGAGAUUGAUCCUUCCUUUUCAAGUGAGACAGAUCACGCACAACCAUGGGUUAACCUACAAGAUGAUGAACAUGCAUCCUCUUCUAUCGACUCCAGAAAAGGAUUUUCAUUUAAAGCAGGUGAUGAUUUACCAUCCCUGUUACACGAAAGCUCAAAAGAUAUCCUGCGGAAAAGUAAUACGGUGUCAGUUCAAGCGAGUCGUCUUUCGUAUGUUAUGAAUAAUGAAGAUGAAUUUGUGGCAAAGCCGAGAUUGGCAGAUUCAAAAUUUGAGCUUAAACCGGAAUCGCGAAUUAUGGAGGUGAAGAGUAGUGCGAAUUUGAAUGUGAAUACGAUGCUAAGUGGUUCUUCUGAGAAAGAAAAGGAAAUAGAGAGGGGAAGUGAAAAGGGGUUAAGACAGCAGUUGGGGAUGGGGAUGGGAUUGGGAAGGGGCAUUGAGAGAACUUAUUCGAGUAGUAGUAUUGUUACGGCUGUGAGGGAUAAUUCCGGGAGGAGUGAGGGGGGUAGGUUAGGGAGGGGGAAGGGGAGUGGGAAUGGGAAUGGGAAUGGAGGUGGAGGUGGAGGACGACAGAAAAAUGGGCAAGCAACGGCGGUUAUGGCUGUGAGUACUUUUCUCUUUGAUAGUGGUGGUGAUGGUAGGUAGAUGGUAAGAUUUUGAGAGAAGAGUGAAAAGAGUGAAGUUACUCUUAUACAUGAGAUUUCGUUCAUCCUAUCCUGCAUUCGAGGUUCUGGAUGGAUUGGGGGAGGGGGUGGUUGUUUGGGAUGAUGGAUUGGGGUUAAGAAAUAGAUAAUGAAUGCUGAUGAUAAUGGUGAAUAGGCAGUGAGAGCGAUAGCGGCAAGUAAUAAAUCGGCAACGGCUAAUGAUAAGAUUCAAGCUCAUGGAAAUGAAUUUGAUAGGAGAGAGGGGUUACCCUUUAGUCCCGAGCGCAGUCCAACGGGAAGUCAAGCGGGUGGGGGUAGAAGUAGGGAGUGAAGAGUGAAGAGUGCAUUGAAGAAGAGGUAUGGGGAUGAUUGAUGAAGCUGUACGGAGUAGAAAUGGGUUGUGAGAUGGAAUGGUAUGAUAUGGGAGAAAGGCUGAAAAGGGGGUAUAGGAUGAAAGACCAUAGCAUGGAAAAGUAUAGGAUGAAUAGUACAUCUUCUAAUAGGUAUAGAAGGCGAAUAUACGGAAACAGAGGGCUAUUCAAGGUUACUGACUAUACCCACAAGGAUAAAAACUUAACUGUGAACU
Sclerotinia trifoliorum is the source of this 3067-nucleotide messenger RNA. NCBI's taxonomy places the organism in Eukaryota, Fungi, Ascomycota, Leotiomycetes, Helotiales, Sclerotiniaceae. The record is from the annotation of a GenBank genome assembly.